Molecule: messenger RNA, 1263 nt
Organism: Stylonychia lemnae
Lineage: Eukaryota; Ciliophora; Spirotrichea; Sporadotrichida; Oxytrichidae
Source: the annotation of a GenBank genome assembly
AUGAAUCAUAUUGGAUUGUGGAGGUUCAAAAUAUCCUGCUCUACUUCUUAUGAUGGCAUUGAUUUACGAUAGAUGACGAACUAGUUUUAUAAUAAUUACACAAAGAGUGUACAGAUUGGAAAAUCUCUUAGAUUCUUGAGUUUAACCAAUGAUUAAUUAAUUAUUAAGCCUGAAAAAUAAGAUAUAGGGUUAUAUAAAAUUAAAUUAAGAGUUAAGGAUUCACAAUAAUUAGGUUCUAUUUACUAGUUUGCUAUCAUUGUUAAAGUACUUGACAUAGAUUAAAUAUUCAAAGGUACAGAGAAUUAAAAAUUAGAUAAAACAACACUAAACUAAAAUGGGUAUAUAAAGGAAGAUAGCUUUUUUACUUUACUUAAAAAUUUAAAUACAAGUAAAUCAAUAAAAGUAUAACUUAUCAGGAUUACCAAUAAUGGUCUUAUUACUCUCUUAUUCAAUGACAAUCUUCUCAUGCCUAGAAAUUAGACUAUAAUUGAAGUUUAAAAAGCUUUAAAAUUCAGAGUUCGAAAUGGGAGAGAUGGUCUUGUCAAUGAGAAGGUUCAAAACGUUACAAGAUUUUAAAUAGUUUCUAUUCUUAGCAAAAUGAUCUAAAUUCAAUUAGAGUUUUCCAAUCCUUAAGCUAUAUCUUAGUCAUCAACUUCUGAUACCCUCGAAAUAACAUUCUUGAGAAACUAUUUCUUUGUGAAUUAAAAAUUAAAUGCAAUGGUCUAAAAGGAUUAAAUGUUAUCUAGAAAGCUUACUCCCUAAAUCUAUACUGCAAUGAUAAUGCUUGGAAAUGCUGCUAGAGGAGCAUCUGAUACGUUGAUUGCUGCUUUGUUUGUGAAUUUUUUUCUGCUGAUAUUUAUGAAGUUCUCCAUGAAGCUGCUUUGGAGGAUGAUGGCUAUUUUAUAGUUGAUUGUUAAUUUGCCUAUCUUUGGAGUUAAUCUUCCUUCGAAUAUUAUCUAAUGCACUGAGGCUUUGAUUAAUAUUUCAACUUUACAAAUUAUUGAUAAGGAGCAGAUAAAAUCUUGGUUUUUCUCUUUUAUCAGCGACUCUAAUGAAAACAUAAAUUCUAGAUUUGAUGGGAUGGAUAUCUUUUAUAUUUAGAUAACUCUUAUUGGAGAUCAGAUAAUGAUCUCAAUUAACUUGCCUAAAUUUAGGUCAUUCGAGUAUAAUGCAUUCGCAAGGUAGUGGAAUUGGUUUAGAGAAAGAUAUUUUUCAGUAUGUUUAUCAGGCCAGUAAUGCAAGGAUAUCUGGUAUUUACAAUGA